Pistacia vera is the source of this 1038-nucleotide messenger RNA. Its product is annotated as ervatamin-B. The transcript has 2 exons. Gene Ontology annotation, molecular function: cysteine-type endopeptidase activity. Gene Ontology annotation, cellular component: lysosome. The coding region runs from base 1 to 1038 and encodes 345 amino acids. The record is from RefSeq and is a predicted model, not a curated record. Lineage: Eukaryota; Viridiplantae; Streptophyta; Magnoliopsida; Sapindales; Anacardiaceae.
AUGGAUAUGCACAUGAUAUUAAGAAAUGCUGGUUUUAUUCUCUUUGUUUUGUGGGUUACAUGGAUGCCUUCCGGGGCAAGGUCUGGAAACAACCGACCUGAAGACUACGAUCCAUCAUCCAUGCAGGAGAGGUAUGAGAGAUGGCUGGCACGAAAUGGUAAAGAAUAUGCUACCCGAGAUGAAUGGGAAAUGCGAUUUGGAAUCUACUCAUCCAAUGUUCAGUUCAUUGACUUCAUCAAUUCUCAAAACUUAUCAUUCAAGCUGACUGACAAUCAAUUUGCUGACUUGACAAACGAAGAGUUUAAAUCUAUCUACUUGGGUUAUAGGAAACCAUCGAAUCCAAGGAGGUUUGUUAAAAGCUUGUCUUCAGGUUCACCACCAACACCAAGUGUAGAUUGGAGAAAGAAAGGCGCUGUAACUCCAAUCAAGAAUCAAGGCUAUUGUGGAAGUUGUUGGGCAUUUUCUGCUGUAGCAGCUGUAGAAGGCAUCAACAAAAUCAAAACAGGAAAAUUGGUAUCUCUAUCGGAGCAAGAACUAGUGGACUGCGAUGUUAACAGUAACAACCAAGGAUGCAAUGGUGGAUUAAUGGAGAAGGCAUUUGAGUUCAUUAAAAAGAACGGUGGUUUAACCACGGAGAAUGAUUACCCUUACAUGGGUAAAGAUGAAACCUGUAAUAAAGCGAAAAUAAAAAAUCAGGCAGUGACAAUAAGUGGAUAUGAAGCCGUAACUGCUAAUAACGAGGAAGACCUAGAAGCUGCCGUUGCCAAACAACCUGUAUCCGUUGCAAUUGAUGCGGGUGGAAAUUCAUUUCAACUCUAUUCCCAUGGUAUUUUCACUGGAGUUUGUGGACAUGAGCUCAAUCAUGGAGUCGCAGUAGUUGGUUAUGGAGAAGAAUCUGGUAAAAAAUAUUGGAUAGUGAAGAAUUCUUGGGGGAAUAACUGGGGUGAAUCUGGCUAUAUAAGACUGGAACGUGAUUCCAAAGACAAAAGAGGUACUUGUGGCAUUGCUAUGGAGGCUAGCUAUCCUACUAAGGCUUGA